AAUCGACCAACCAGAGCACUGCUCUUAGGAAACCCUGUCCUUCAACUUCCUCGCGGGAAGCUAUCAGGAAACUGUUACGGAUUAUUUCGUGCGUCCCUGACACGGAACUGCACGAAGAUGAGGCUAUCUCGAGCCGAACAUAAAGACAUAGUCCGAUGCACUGAGCACCUCAGACCUACGCGUCAGUGUAUGAAGAUACUAAAGGAUAGAUUUCCAAAUCACUCGCAGUCCACUCUUCUGAGCAUCUUCUCCCUGGAGUAUCAGAAAAGGACAAAGAAGACCAUCUCCCGACACCAUGCACCAGAUGUCAUCGAGAGACACUACCAAAGGUAUCUGAGUGCAGCCAAGGCCCACCCUACGGCCCCGGUUCUCCUGGAGUUGGCCAAUGAGGUGGAUCUCUCCCCUGCUCUGAUGGCUCGCGUCAUACUGGACAGGUACCUCCAGGACCCGCAGGGUGCAGUGCCAUCUAAGCCAGUCCUCAAUAGUAUGCUGAAAGAGCCAUCACUGAUUCCAGACCAGACUCUAGCCAAGCACAUCUACCAGUGCACAAUAAAUGACUGCUGUUAUGGACCGCUGGUAGACUGCAUCAAACAUGCCAUCGGCCAGGAGCACGAAGUCUUGCUGUGUGACAGGCUGAAAGAGAGGAACCUAUCCUUUCUGGAUGAAAAUCAACUGAGAGCCAUGGGCUACGACAAAACACCAGAUAUUAUACUAGAGGUGCCAAUAGUUGUUGAAGGACAUAUUGUCCACUGGAUUGAGAGCAAGGCCUCGUUCGGAGACGACCAGAGCCACUGCACCUACCUCACUGAACAGUUCUGGAGCUACUGUAACAGGUUCGGGCCAGGCCUGGUGAUCUACUGGUAUGGCUUCAUAGGGGAGCUGGACUGCAAGCGAGACCGCGGAAUCCUCCUCAAGGAAUGCUUCCCCACUGACAUCGUCACACUUUGCCAUGGCGCCCGCCACGAAGGCCCCGCCCCCCCUGGGAAAAUAACAACAACGCCGACGACAACAACCGCAGAAGAAGAGUCGUCUUGAUUGACAGGUCAAGAGAGUUUGGCGAAAGAAUGUAAUGGCGCCUGGUACAUGGGUGGGGGGGAAGGGAGGUAUAAGAGAAAAGCAGAGGAAGGGAGGUGGAGAGGAAGGGUAAACGUGGAGCUAUGCAGGCUGGGAUAGAUGGAUCCGGAAGCAAUUUAGUCUUCCUGCAGUGGGAGACUACCAGCAAAAAAAUAUAUUGCCCUGAACUGUAACUGACCCUCUUUCUAUUUCCAAAUGUUUUGUUUUUUUUACUUGGUAUCUCCCUCUGACCCACCCUGUUCUCUCUCUCUCUCGCUCUCGCUCUCUCUCACAUUCACACACACACACACACACACACACACACACACACACACACACACACACACGCAGCCGCCAUUCUACACAUCUGCCAUUCGCCCCCCGCACCACAGUGUGAAGCCCUGUCGUGAACCUUUCCAGGUUGCAGCCAGCUCCUUGGCCUCUCCGAGUAUCCAGACCAGUCGAGGGGGGGG
Messenger RNA from Gadus morhua (Atlantic cod), 1526 nucleotides. RefSeq names its product CDAN1 interacting nuclease 1 (gene cdin1). Gene Ontology annotation, biological process: erythrocyte differentiation. The coding region runs from base 118 to 1035 and encodes 305 amino acids. The transcript is spliced from 12 exons. NCBI's taxonomy places the organism in Eukaryota, Metazoa, Chordata, Actinopteri, Gadiformes, Gadidae. The record is from RefSeq and is a predicted model, not a curated record. Gene Ontology annotation, cellular component: cytoplasm; nucleus.